This is a messenger RNA of Colletotrichum acutatum, 1857 nucleotides long. RefSeq names its product histone acetyl transferase HAT1. The transcript is spliced from 3 exons. The coding region runs from base 223 to 1665 and encodes 480 amino acids. Gene Ontology annotation, biological process: subtelomeric heterochromatin formation. NCBI's taxonomy places the organism in Eukaryota, Fungi, Ascomycota, Sordariomycetes, Glomerellales, Glomerellaceae. The record is from RefSeq and is a predicted model, not a curated record. Gene Ontology annotation, cellular component: nucleus. Gene Ontology annotation, molecular function: histone H4 acetyltransferase activity.
CUGCUUUAGACUGCGCGUUCACCCCGAGGCUGAUUUCGUCGCAAAAAAAAGAAGCUCUCAAUCGACCUUCGACGUCAACCUCGACGAGCAAACGGAACCCCUGAACGCCAUUUUCUGACACGCGAGACGACGAGUUCUCCAUUGCAAUACUCCCUUUUUUCGCACAAGAGCGCCGCAGUAUACUCACAACAUCGUCUCUUCUACCAUACCUAUAUCGAUACCAUGGCUGAGACUGACGAGUGGUCGGCCAACGCCACCGAAUCGCUGAACAUCAGCUUGAUCGCGCCUGCUACCGGGGCUACAAAGACGAUUGCCACAUUCAAUCCCAAAUUUACGUACUCCAUCUUCGGCGAUGAUGAGCGCAUCUUCGGUUACAAGGAUCUCAAGAUCAACCUACGCUAUCGCACGUUUGACAUGCGCCCCAAUGUUCAGAUAUCCUACGGCAAGAAGUUCCAGUCCGUUGGAGAGACCGAGGCGGCGGACGUCGAUGCGACUCUGAAAGAGCACCUGCCGUUGGUUGCCUUCCAGCCCGCACGCGAAUUCAAUACAAGCUCUCAGAGCCAACCCGCCGACUGGACCCCUCCCGGCAGCCUGCAUUCGAGCUUCGAUGGCCCUGAUGGAACGUACGAGGUGUGGAAGGGGAGCCUCGCGGACCCUGCUGUUCGUCAGAUCGUCACUCGAGUCGAGAUUAUGGUUCCGAUGUUCAUUGAAGGUGGCUCGUACGUCUCCCGCGAUCCUGAAAAUGAGGAGGACCCGUGGAAGGUCCUCGAGGAUGCCAACCGCUGGACCACAUUCUUCCUCUACCGCAAGCAAACAUCCCCGGAAACCAGCGACAAGCCUUCCUACACCUUUGUCGGUUACUCCACUGUCUACAAGUUCUUUUGCUUCCGGCCGCCGACGCCGCCGUCAUCCGAGUGGGAUCUGCCAAAGGAGGAGUUCAACCUGUUGGAGGAGCUGCCCUGCCGAUCUCGUCUGUCACAGUUCCUGAUCUUGCCGCCUUUCCAGGGCAAGGGCAUCGGUGCCCGCCUCUACAAGACCAUAUUCGAGCACUACUACAACAACCCGCAGACCCUGGAGCUGACUGUGGAGGAUCCCAACGAGGCUUUCGAUGACAUGCGCGACUUGGCUGAUAUCACCUUCCUCCGGGCACUGCCAGAGUUCAGCGAGGUGAAGAUCAACACGGGCAUUGCUAUCCCUAGCCCCCCCAGUGGCACCGUACCCAAGGACUUAGUGGAUCAAGAACUUCUAAGAACCCUCCGUCAGAAGACCAAGAUUGUAGAGCGUCAGUUCAAGCGCUUGAUUGAGAUUCAGACAAUGUCACAGCUUCCCGAGUCUGUCCGGGUAGGAUUCGGCGACGAGAAGAAGCCGACACCUACCAAGCAGGACAAGCACCAGUACCGUCUGUGGCAGCUGUUUGUGAAGCAGCGCCUGUACCGACAGAACGCCGAUGUGCUCGGUCAACUGGACCAGUCUGAGCGGUCAGAGAAGCUCAACGAGGCCUUGGUCAGCGUCGAGCUCGAGUACGCCAGAAUUCUCGACUGGCACGCUCGCUGGGUCAAGAACAUGGCUGCUUCCUCUGCCGAGGACUCGGGCAGCAAGCGCAAAUCUGUGGACGACAGCGAAGAACAGGGUGCGGCCAAGAAGGUCAGAGUUGAGAGCGCUUAGCGUGCUGCAUUUCUCUCGCUGAGGCCCAAGAGCACGUGAGGAUGGACCGUUUGGGAUAUGGAGUUCAUGGGUGGUCUUGGAGUGUAUUUUUCCUCUCUUUGUAAUUCUACGCGCUGGCUACGGCGGCUAUGGGCCCGGUUGAUACCACAUAAGAAGGGCCACGACUAGCUUCACAAGACAAUGGAACGUGAU